Messenger RNA from Astrephomene gubernaculifera, 352 nucleotides. NCBI's taxonomy places the organism in Eukaryota, Viridiplantae, Chlorophyta, Chlorophyceae, Chlamydomonadales, Astrephomenaceae. The record is from the annotation of a GenBank genome assembly.
AUGAUCCAGUCGCAGGGCCGGGGUGCGGAGGUGCUGGCGGGGCUCAUGGAGCGGCAGACGGGCUUCCAGGCCAACAUCAGCUACAAGGACAUACCCGAGCUCACCCCCGCCAUCCUCUCCGCCCUGCUCCUUCCCAGCGGCCAGCCCAACCCCGCCCCCUCCCUGGACGGUUUCGCCUUCGACCCCUCCGCCGUGGUUGACCUCACGGCGCUGGGCGCACUGGCGCCCCUGGAGCAGUUCGUGCGGGAGGACCCGGAAAUAGAGUGGAGCGAUGUGAUGCCGUUCUUCAGACAGGUCGCCACCAUCUAUGACGGGCACCUGGUGGGGGUGCCCUUCACGGGUCAGGUCAGCG